AUGGCGAGCUUAAAAAGAUCUCAGGAAGGCGAUGCCCUAGCAUCCAACAUCUCGAGCAAGGUCUAUGUGCGCUCGACUCGAAGCGGCAAGGUGCAGAAAAUUGUUAGAGAAGUCUACUUGCGAACAGACAUUCCUUGCUCCUCCAAGCUCUGCAAGGCGUGUCUUCAGUAUGCCCCUAGAAAUGCCGCUCAGCAGGCUCAGCCCUUUGUCCUCUCGGACAAGCCAGCAGGCACCAAAGCAUUCCCCCAAGGACACUACUUGGUCCCUGAUACCAACGCGCUGCUCAACGCCAUGGAUCUGUUUGAGCAGAGCUCCGCCUUUUACGACGUCAUCAUCUUGCAGACUGUGCUUGAGGAGCUACGGAAUCGGUCAUUGCCGCUUUAUAAUCGGCUAAUAGGACUCACGAAGAGCGAGGAAAAGAGAUUUUAUGUCUUCUUCAACGACUUUCGACUGGAAACGUUUGUCCACCGCGAGGCAAAUGAAACCGUUAAUGACCGAAAUGAUCGGGCUGUGCGACUGGCCGUGAAAUGGUACGGCGAGCAUCUAGCGCGCACAAAGGCCAAGAAACUCCCGGCAGUGGUGAUGCUGAGCGACGACCAAGACAACCUCCGCAAAGCCAAGGCAGACGGGCUUCACGCAUCUUCUCUCAAAGACUAUGUCAGCGGACUCGAGGAUGGCGAGAGGCUGCUCGACAUGGUGGCAGAGUCGCAAAACCAAGGGUCGUUUAAGAAACAGGGGCAGAUGCUAUAUCCUGAGUACUUUACACUCUCAAGGAUGAUGACUGGGGUCAAGGCCGGCUUGAUGCAUCAGGGCAUCUUCAACGUCUCGCCAUACAACUAUCUAGAGGGCUCCAUCAAGGUUCCGGCAUUCCCCAAACCUCUGCUAGUCCUAGGCCGCGAGAACAUCAACCGUGCUGUUGACGGCGACGUGGUCGUUGUCGAGGUUCUCCCUCAAGAUCAAUGGAAGGAGCCUUCGACAAAGAUCAUUGAGGAGGAAGCCAUCACAAAGAACGAGAACGCAGACGUGGAGGAGAGCCAAGACCUUGUGUCUGAAAAGGAGCGCAAGGCUCUGCAGGAGCAGGUGAAGAAGACCCAGAAGGGCUUCUCAGAAGGCCGCCCACAACCAACUGCCAAGGUUGUUGGCGUAAUCAAGCGCAACUGGCGCCAGUAUGUUGGCCACAUCGACCCUUCCUCUGCGAGCAAAGCGUCCAGCCAGGGUCGCAAGCAGGACAGCGUCUUCCUCAUCCCCAUGGACAAGAAGAUUCCCAAGAUUCGACUUCGUACACGACAAGUUGCAGACCUACUCGGCAAGCGACUUUUGGUUACCAUCGAUGCCUGGGAGCGUGACUCUAGACACCCCAUUGGACACUUUGUACGCUCUCUGGGAGAGUUGGAGACCAAGGCGGCCGAGACUGAAGCUCUGUUGCUAGAAUGGGAUGUCCAGUACCGACCGUUCCCCAAGACUGUCCUUGACUGUCUCCCUAAGGAAGGCCAUGACUGGAGGGUGCCAGCCAGCGUGGAGGAUCCCGGCUGGAGACAAAGGGAGGAUCUCAGAGGACUUCUCAUCUGCAGUAUUGAUCCUCCCGGCUGUCAGGAUAUCGACGAUGCUCUCCACGCCAGGAAGCUUCCGAACGGCAAUUUUGAGGUUGGCGUCCACAUCGCCGAUGUCUCGCACUUCGUCAAGCCUGCCAACGCCAUGGACACUGAGGCCAGCAUCCGCGGCACCACUGUUUAUCUGGUGGACAAGCGUAUUGACAUGCUUCCGCCACUGCUUGGAACAGACCUUUGCUCUCUCAAGCCAUAUGUGGAACGAUAUGCCUUUUCGGUGCUCUGGGAGCUAAAUGACAAUGCCGAUAUCGUCAACGUUCGCUUCACAAAGUCUGUUAUCAAGUCCCGUGAGGCUUUCAGCUACGAACAGGCUCAACUCAGAAUCGAUGACGAUUCUCAGCAAGACGACCUCACCAAGGGAAUGCGGAUGCUCCUCAUGCUGUCAAAGAAGCUCAAGAAGAAGCGAAUGGACGCCGGUGCUCUGAGCCUCUCGUCGCCCGAGGUCAAGGUCCAGACCGAGUCCGAGACGUCUGAUCCCAUCGAUGUCAAGACGAAGCAGCUCCUCGACACCAACUCGCUGGUCGAAGAGUUCAUGUUGUUCGCCAACGUCAGCGUCGCAGCCAAGAUCUACGAGGCGUUCCCCCAGACUGCCAUCCUCCGUCGUCACGCCGCUCCUCCCAAGACCAACUUUGACGAGCUAGCAAACCAACUGCGCACCAAGCGCGGCUUGGAGCUUCGCACCGACUCCAGCAAGGCCCUCGCCGACUCGUUGGAUCAGUGUGUCGAUGCCAAGGAACCGUUCUUCAACACUUUGGUGCGUAUCAUGGCGACGCGCUGUAUGAUGAGUGCAGAGUAUUUCUGCUCAGGCACCCAAGCCUACCCCGAGUUCCGUCACUAUGGUCUUGCGUCCGAGAUCUACACUCACUUCACGUCUCCCAUCCGUCGAUACGCCGAUCUCCUCGCUCACCGACAGCUUGCCGCCGCCAUCGACUACGAGGCUGUUCACCCCAACGUCCGCAGCCGGGGACGCCUCGAGGCCGUGUGCAAGAACAUCAACGUGCGACACCGCAACGCCCAGAUGGCGGGCCGCGCCAGCAUUGCCUACUACGUCGGCCAGGCCCUCAAGGGCAAGGUCGCUGAGGAGGAGGCGUUUGUCAUGAAGAUUUUCAGCAACGGCUUCGUCGUCCUCGUCCCGCGCUUCGGCAUCGAAGGUUUGAUCCGACUCAGGGAUCUCGCCGAGCCCGAACCAGAGGCCGACUUUGACCCUGAGACGUUUACGCUCACUACCAAGGGAAGCCGGGAGGUGCAGGUGGAGCUGUUCCAAAAGGUCAAGGUUAGAGUCCAUGACGAGAAGGACGAGAUGACGGGCAAGCGGGGUGUUAAGAUGGAGUUGCUCGAGGCUUAA
Molecule: messenger RNA, 2952 nt
Organism: Fusarium keratoplasticum
Lineage: Eukaryota; Fungi; Ascomycota; Sordariomycetes; Hypocreales; Nectriaceae
Product: S1 motif domain-containing protein
Exons: 2
Coding region: 1-2952 (983 amino acids)
Biological process (GO): rRNA catabolic process
Cellular component (GO): nuclear exosome (RNase complex); cytoplasmic exosome (RNase complex)
Molecular function (GO): endonuclease activity; 3'-5'-RNA exonuclease activity; RNA binding
Source: RefSeq, a predicted model, not a curated record